UUCGCUCCUCGGAGUACUCUUCAGAGGUGAUCAUCUCGUAAAGAUUUUUUAUAGCAGAUAUGAUGACUUGUGCUAUAUGCAACGGUGCCAUACAAGUAGGAGAUGGGAAGCCCAUGUUCACUGCAGAAUGCUCUCAUUGCUUCCAUUUCUUAUGUGUGGUUUCGAACGCCAAGAGUGGCAACCAGAACUGCAUGAUUUGCCAAGCCAAAUGGAAGGUUAGUCCUUUACAAGGUGCUAAUUACCAUCCUUCGUUUAAUGGUUUACCCAAUUGGAUGAUUAGUCCUUUAGAAGGUGCUAAUUUUACUGAUCCCUCUCAUAAAAGGGUAAGAACAAACAUGGAAAAUUAUUGGCCCGCAAAUCUCGAAAAUUUUGGGUCGACUGUAUUAGACCCGACAUUUGGAAACCUUUUGGUCACUGAAGAUCCCUUGGAUCCACAAUCUCUAUUUGCCUCCAACAGCUCCCCGUACAUUGAUAUCCAAACAUACCCAGAAAUAUCAGCUGUUCAACGAUCAAUUCAUAAAGAAAACUUCAGUGUUCUGAUUAAUCUUAAAGCUCUUGUUACUGAUAUUAAGCAAGAUAAUGAUGAUGCACAUAUGUCUCAAAGUUGCCGUGCCCCAGUUGACCUUGUCACAGUUCUUGAUGUAAGUGGUAGUAUGAGGGGCUCCAAGAUUGAGUUGCUAAAGCGAGCCAUGAGGUUUGUGAUAGAGAACCUUGGCCCUUCUGACCGGUUGUCUAUAGUUACUUUUUCAUCUUAUGCCAGACGCCUCUUACCUCUCCGUCGGAUGACUGACUCGGGAAAGCAGCAUGCACUGUUAGUUGUCAACUCCCUGGCAACCGGCAGUGGGACUCAUAUUCUUAAUGGACUAAGAACGGGUGCUUCAGUGAUCGAUUCACGAAAAGAGAAGAAUCCGUUUUGUAGUAUCAUGCUUUUAUCAGAUGGGAAAGACACAUCUAGAGAAACGGCAAUCUCAACAAAAUUAACCACGAUUAAGGUUCCUGUGCAUACAUUUGGUUUUGGUUCCAGCCAUGAUCCUGUCUUGUUGCACUCAAUUUCCCAGACCUGCAAGGGAACAUUUUCUUUCGUUGAAGCUGAGAGGUUCAUACAAGAUGCUUUUGCUCAGUGCAUCGGUGGACUUCUUAGUGUUGUUUUGCAGGAUGUUCAGGUACAUGUCCAGUGUGUGCAUCCUGAUAUAUGUCUUGGCCCACUUAAUGCAGGUAGUUAUUCAAUGCGUCUAACAGAUAUGAAUCAAACUGGAUUCAUUGAUGUUGGAGAUUUGUAUGAAAAUGAAGAGAGGGAUUUUCUCGUCUUGCUAAAUGUUCCAACAGUAGGAGAUGAGGGCUCUAGUCUUGAGACAGAAUUAGUUCAUGUGGGGUGCACUUACAAAGACCCUUUCUCAAAACAAAUCAAGAGUACAGCAGUUAAGAAAGUCAAAAUUCAGAGACCUGAGACUGAGGAAGAAGGAUUUGUUGUUGUGUCUGUUGAGGUAGACCGAGAAAAAUGCAGGCUUCGAGCUACUAAAGCAAUGUCAGAGUCACGGGAUGCUGCUGAGAGGGGUGACCUAUCUGGUGCAUGGUCUAUCCUGGAGAGUUGUCAAAAGGAGCUCACGGAAACAACUUCUGCACGUGCUGGUAACCAAUUAUGUGCAGCAUUAGAUUCAGAGCUGAAAGAGAUACGAUCAAGAAUGCAGAACAUGCAAAUAGAUGAGUCAAGUGGGAGGGCUUAUGUUCUUUCUGGAAUGAGUUCACAUUCCGGGCAAAGGGCAACAACACGAGGAGAUACUUCUAGUGAUAGCUCGGGCUUUGUUCAUGUCUACCAGACAAAGUCAAUGGAAAACAUGGUGGCAAGAUCUCAUACUACUGGUUAGUGCUGCCUUUUAUUUCCAUCUUCACUUGUCUAGUAAGGCUUUCCUUUAUAUUUUUCUAGUAAAUGGAGACAUUCUAUGUGGCGUUUUUAGGUUCUGUAGAUGAAUAAAGUAAGGCAAGUAUUUGAUUAGAAGGAUGGUAUUAGGAUUUGAUGAAGUAUUGGAUACUUGAUGUGCAUAGAUUUCUAGUUUUCUUUUUCUUUUAUGGAUGUCUGUAAGAAUUAAUGGAUCCUCCUAUUUUGUUAGUUUUGCUGUAAGAUUGUAAUUAUUGUGGCUUUGCAUGGAAUGUCAGUUCCACUUAACAGGUAUUAAUAUAGUCCCUCCGUACCUAUUAUAUAGGCGGAGUUUAAAA
This is a messenger RNA of Papaver somniferum (opium poppy), 2214 nucleotides long. Its product is annotated as E3 ubiquitin-protein ligase WAV3-like. The transcript is spliced from 2 exons. The record is from RefSeq and is a predicted model, not a curated record. Bases 60 to 1865 code for a protein of 601 amino acids. Lineage: Eukaryota; Viridiplantae; Streptophyta; Magnoliopsida; Ranunculales; Papaveraceae.